Zymoseptoria tritici IPO323 is the source of this 1506-nucleotide messenger RNA. RefSeq lists its product as uncharacterized. Lineage: Eukaryota; Fungi; Ascomycota; Dothideomycetes; Mycosphaerellales; Mycosphaerellaceae. The transcript is spliced from 3 exons. The record is from RefSeq and is a predicted model, not a curated record. The coding region runs from base 1 to 1506 and encodes 501 amino acids.
AUGCUUUCCCUCUCCUUCCUACUCACAGCCCUGCUCUGCUUUGCCAACGCAAAUCCUCUCCCCGGUUCUCGGCUUCAAGCUCGCCAAACUCAGCAAGUCUCCAUCACCCUCUCCGUUUCCGACUCUCAGUUCAGGUCUUUCGAAAACUCUGCCACUCUCAAAUCCUACCUGCAGUCCCAAGGCUACAACUAUAAUCUCAACUAUAACCAGCUCUCUCAGACUAUCGUCUCGACCGAAAAUUACUUUGCGAGCAAAGCUGCCUCCACUACUUCGACAAACUCACUCGCUCCUCCGAACAGCGAUGCCAUACAGACGGAUUCGGAUUCGACGACUUUGAACGGUGAUGCUUCCUACACCAACAUCUCUGCAACCGCGGACACGAAUCUGGUCUCGGCGUUCUCAUUCAGUGACGGGAAUGCGGCUUCAUCCGGCGGCGCAAUUCAACGCCGCAAAACAAUCUCCAGCACCUCUUCGUCCGGUACUGCCGACUCCACCGCCACAGUGACCGGCUCAACCAACCCGGUCAGCAUCUUCAGCUCCGCCGAUGUGCCCUCCGCAUCAACUUCAACCACACUGCAAGGCAGCCCUCAAGACGCUCUCGCCGCAGGGACUUGUGCCGCCGCCGCAAACGGAGCGUCAGCAAGCGCACAAGUCGUCACGACGGUGACUUAUCCCGUCGGGUCUAGCGGACGAUCAGCCACCAGCGGAAGUGUGAGUUCGAUAUUCUGCGAGUCGGGCGUGAGUGCGAGGAGUAGUGGAGCUGCUUCGGGCAGCGGUACGAGCACUGGGCUAGCGAGGGCGGCGUUGACGGAUGGAGGUGUCAGUGCGCAGGCACCUAUAAACAUCCGACUCGAUGCUAACCACUCCGACCUGCGACCUCCAGCACCGCCUUGUUAUGCACCAGCGACCAUGGUCAGUCUUGUGCUACCAUAUGCAACAAAUGGGGUUUGGCCCUUUGGAAAUUUGACCGUCCGCUUGGCGAGACUCGCAAAGCAGCCGUCUACGCCCUCUUCGCCGAGUUCGCCUCUCUGGCUCCAAGUCGGCGCGGCUCUCCCUCACGGCGACAUUGACCGCCGUGCCAGCGUCGUUCCCGCCAUCUGUGCCAACAGCGACUGCGGCAGAAAGAGAGAUGAGUCUGCCGCCGCAGCUCAGUUGCAGGACCAUCUCGAUCGCCGCUCUGUCCCGUGGCCCGACACUUGCGCCGAUCCCCCCUGCGACAGGAAGAGAGACGCACCCGCUACCGCCGCAGUUCAGGUUCGAAACGAUCUGAAUCGCCGGGCCAGCGUAUAUCCCCAAACCUGCGUCGACAACGAUUGCAAGAUCAAAAGAGAGGACUCCGCCGCUGCAGCUCAGCUCCAAGACCAGCUCGAAAGCCGUGCUAGCGUCGUCCCCGAGAACCCAGACUGCCGAAUGAUUGGAGAUUGCGAAGUCAAGCGAGAAGCCGCAGAUGGAAAAGAAAAACCAGACGCUUCAGUUUAUCCCCCAUCAUGCGUUAUGGGCUGCUAA